This is a messenger RNA of Salvia hispanica, 1083 nucleotides long. RefSeq names its product F-box/kelch-repeat protein At3g06240-like. Gene Ontology annotation, molecular function: protein binding. The record is from RefSeq and is a predicted model, not a curated record. NCBI's taxonomy places the organism in Eukaryota, Viridiplantae, Streptophyta, Magnoliopsida, Lamiales, Lamiaceae.
AUGAAUAUCGAUGUGUUGUUUGAGAUACUCUUGCACCUUCCCGUUCGAUCCCUUUUGAGAUUCAUAGUUGUCCACAAAUCGUGGUAUUACAUCGUUAAUUCUCCACACUUUAGAAAAUUGUACACCUUGCGCCGUAACAACAACAAAGAUGAGGAGGUACAUCUAUACUUUCGUUCUUAUUUCUUUACUGGUGGUACACAAGUAUCAAUAAAUCUCCUAGAUAAUAGGAAGUCAUUGAUAUCAUAUGACUUUCGGCAUAUCGACCAAAGCGUAAGAUCUGGGGAGGUUAAGCUUCUAUGCUACAUAAGUUCUCGUGGUCUAGUCUGCAUAAGUUCUCGUGACGAGUUAGGCAUUACAAUAUGCAAUCCUUUUCUUGGUCAAUUCAAGAUUCUACCACUUCCUUCUCUUCACUGCCGUAGAUAUCAUCAUUUUGAUCAUCAUCACGAGGGACUGGGUUUCGACGAAAAUUAUAAAGUGGUGCAGUUGCUGUCCAAUCACCACUCUUUACAUGCCAAUUUGUAUUCGGCGAAGACAAAUUCUUGGAGUGAAUUGGAUAAUAUUGAUCAAGAUUUGGUCAUCGAGAAUCCCAUAAAGUCGGUGGGCAAGAAUGGAUCCUUUUCCCACUGGGUAGGGUACACAAGGUCAGAGAACAAGAAGAUCAUACUGAGCUUUGAUAUGAAGAAUGAAGUGUUUCGAACAACUUCAAUAUCACUAUUGGGUGAUGAAGUGUUUUAUGACUCACGUGGUUUUCGUGUUCUAGCAAAGAGUGAUUACUCUUUUGUUGUCCUUGUUUUUGACCGUCAGAGGUUGAAGGUUUAUGAGUCGAGCGGCGAAGGAAGUGAGCUUGUUUGGAAUAAUGUGAGUAAUGUGGAACUAAAGCCUUUUUGGAGGCGCAAAAUUCUGAAGAUGGAUGAUAUUCCAAUUUGGAGGAAUGAUGAUUGUGUGGUUGUCAGAGGUAGUAAAUUUGGAGAAGUGAUUUUGUAUGAUUACCAUGCUCGGAAAUUCAUACGACGUUUCAACAUACAUAGCUCGAUCCAUGGUGAUGACAUCAUUGAAUAUGAAGGAAGCUUGAUUUCACCUUAG